GGAGAGGCUGCAUCAGUCUGCAGAGUGAACGAGAGUCUCUGUUCAAAUCUAAAGGAAGAGAUUAUAUUUGUGUUUAGUUCAUCAUGGCCGAGGCUCCUCUGGACUCGUCGGACUGUCUUUUGUGUUCUGAGGAGUUGAAGGAUCCAGUGACUUUGGGCUGUGAUCACCGCUUCUGUUACACGUGUCUGCAGGAGCACUGGGCCCCGAACAGGACCGGGGACUGUCCCAAAUGCAGACGGAGGGUUUCUAAAGGGCUGAUGGUUGAGUUUGCGCUGCAGGAGAAGAGAGAAUCUACUCAGAGACAAACGGACAGUUCAGAGGAGCAGACGGGAGGGGAGCAGGAGGAGGUGAGGAGGAAACUCCCUGAGGAUAUUUUGUUUGUGUCAGACAAACCCAAAGUGUCGUCACAGACACAGGCCUCUGCAGAGGACGAACUUCAGUCUGAAAUCCAGAGACUUGUGCAAAAGAAAGAGCACAGUGAGAAUAUAAAGAAACAAUAUGAGGACAUGUUACAGCACACAGAGAGACAGACACAGCGCUGUGAGGACGAGAUCAGGAAACGGUUCAACCUUCUCCGCCAGAUUCUUGAUCAAGAGGAGGAGCAGCGUCUGUACGAGCUCAGACAGGAGCAGGAGGAAAAGACUCGGAGGAUCCAACAGAAGCUGAGGGACACUGAGGCUAAACUGGCCUCUCUGUCUGACAGUAUUAAGUCUGCAGAGCAGCAGCUGCAGAGUCAGAGCUCUGCUCCUCUCACAGAAAUCAGGGACCCUCUGGUCCUGACAGAAGAACCAGACCCCCCAGCACCAGGACCUGGACUCCUGAUCAAUGAGGGCAGAGUCCUCAAGAACCUGGAAAAUUCAGUGAGGGACAAGAUGAGGACAAUGAUGAAUGCCAGCCUCAGCCCUGAGUUUCUUCUGGACCCAAACACUGCCCACAGAAAUCUGCUUGUGUCUGAGGAUCUGACCAGAGUCAAACACACAGAGACUCCAGACCCAAAUGUCCUUCUGAAUCCAGAGAGAUUCAGGUCUUACACCAGUGUCCUGGGCUCAGAGGGUUUCAGCUCUGGGUGUUGGAGCUGGGAGGUGGAGGUGGGAGAUCAUCCUGAGUGGACCAUAGGUUUGGUCAAAGAGUCUGUGGACAGAACAGCUGAACUGGAGACUUUACCAGAGAAUGGAUUCUGGUGUUUAAAGCAUCACGAGAAUAAAUACUACAACAUUACUGGUGAAACACUGACACUGAGAAAACGUCCUCACAAAAUCACAGUUCAGUUGUUCUAUGGAGUAGGACAAGAAGUUUCCUUCUAUGACGGCUGGUGUGUAAUCUGCUCCCACAUAGACACUUUCACUGAGAAACUCUUUCCUUAUUUUUAUGUGGGACCUAAAGGGGGCGCUAAAGACAUUAAAAUAAGUAAUAUCUAUUCUGAAUUCCUAUCACCAUCACUGAACGUCAAAGGUCAUAGGAGUGUUUUGAAGCCUCAGAAGGGGCUCUCAAGAGCCCAGUCUUCCACAAUAUCUUCAGUCUUCUUCCCUUACGACAGUUUCAGGAGGUCAGAGAGCUCUUCUUUAAGAGACCUAAACAGAAAACUCCAACUGCACCAGAAUCCUCAAUAA
Boleophthalmus pectinirostris (great blue-spotted mudskipper) is the source of this 1610-nucleotide messenger RNA. RefSeq names its product E3 ubiquitin-protein ligase TRIM39-like. The record is from RefSeq and is a predicted model, not a curated record. NCBI's taxonomy places the organism in Eukaryota, Metazoa, Chordata, Actinopteri, Gobiiformes, Gobiidae. Bases 84 to 1610 code for a protein of 508 amino acids. The transcript has a single exon. Gene Ontology annotation, molecular function: protein binding; metal ion binding.